Morone saxatilis (striped sea-bass) is the source of this 3855-nucleotide messenger RNA. RefSeq names its product ankyrin repeat domain-containing protein SOWAHB. Gene Ontology annotation, molecular function: protein binding. The record is from RefSeq and is a predicted model, not a curated record. The transcript has 12 exons. Bases 181 to 1320 code for a protein of 379 amino acids. NCBI's taxonomy places the organism in Eukaryota, Metazoa, Chordata, Actinopteri, Moronidae.
GUGAAGUUCAGACUAUGUACUAAUACAACAAAUUAGCCAAGAGAGGAGGACUGCAUUAUGGCUGAGUGAAAAACACCAAGACAACUAAAAAAAAAAAAAAAAAAAAAAAGAUAGAGAGAGAGAAAGAGAGAGAGAAAGGCUCCAGGUCGAAAACAAAGACGUUAAACAGUGAGAGCUGAGAUGAGUGAUGUGAGUGAAGAGUCGCUGCUGGAUUAUUUCUACUCCACCGGAGGCAGCUCUGGCAGGGUCAAAAAUGCAGAUAUACUGAAGACAUUUAAGCCCUUUAUUGGCCAUAGUGACUUGCAGUUACGUGCUAAAUACAGAGAGGAAUUCAAACUCAUCAUUGACCGAAUUGCUGUGGUGAAGUCAGAAAAUGGAGAGAAGUAUCUUGUCCUAAAGAAGAAAUACAGGCAAAUGCUGCAGGAGCGAGACACCAAACAUCACAGGGCAGAGGGGGACGGACAGAGACAUUCAAGCCCGGCCAGAACUCCGGCCACCGUACAGUGGGACGCCGCAACUUCUCCUCCUCACCAGAAGGAACAACAGGAUGAGCCGAUGUCAUGUGGAGAGCCCGACAGUGCUGCAGAGGACCUGCAGACAGGAACAGCCUUCGUGCAGCAUAGUCUGCUGCAGCAUCCUGUCAUCCAAAUCCAGGAACCCUCAGCACAAAGCAACGGGCACGAUGAGCUGGACAAAGAUUCGGGAUCAAAGUCCGAGUCGGAGCAAGACGAGGAGUGUACGGGAAGUAUGGGCUCCGCUGCUGUCGCUCUGGAUCCUGUAGAGAAGGAAUGGAUCUACUCUGCUGCAGGUGCUCGAGUCCCUGACCUCUCUCAGCUGCUCAGACAGGACCCCUCACUGGCAAACAAGAAGGACUUCACCUCAUUUACAGCUCUGCACUGGGCAGCUAAGCAUGGCAGCGAGGACAUGGCCACUCUGGUGGUUAAUGCCGGUGCUGAUGUCAACACCAAAUCAGUGAGUGGAUAUACACCUUUACACAUUGCAGCUUUACAUGGUCAUCGGCAUAUUCUAGACCUGCUCAUAGGGACAUAUGGGGCUAAAGAAAACUUAAGGGACUACAGCGGCCAUCUUGCAUUCCAUUAUCUGAACAUCAAAGAUCCAGAGGGUCCAGAGGAAGACUGCGAGCUGCCGUUUCAAGUCAGUCAGGCCAGAGAGCGGAACAGGAACAGAAAGUUGGUGUCGUUGUUUCACUCCAAGAAGAAGUGGGGCUCAGCAGAGGAGCUGGCUCCGAUAGAGGAGGAGAGGACGGCGACACAUCAGCUCGUCCUUCCAGCAUUUAGACCCAGGAAAUUCUCCCGCUGAGUAAAAACGAGACAUCAGGGACGAUUUCUGCUAGCUCUCCUGCACUCACACACAGCCUAAUCCUUAGAUUCAUAUAUAUCUACACACACUAUGUAAACCUACAUGUAUAUACAAAGAAAGUGUUAUAUUUAUUAUGUACAGCACAUGUUGACAAACCUUUGCUUACUGAAGCACCUAAACUCAUGCUUUAACAUUGAAUAGACAAUGUUGUAGAUGAUGCCAUGCUUAUACGUGUAUUAUUAAUAUUAAUGCUCACCAUGAAAGUAUUCUUGAAGCCUUUAAACUUUAAUGAAUGUUGCUAAUUAGAGCCUCACCGAUAUAUAUCGAUACUGACCUAUCGUGGACAUGUCGGUAUUAGUGUAUAUGAUAUCCAAUAUGCGCAGACAUGAAAACUGUUUUUUUUUCCAGCAUAUAAUGCAGAAGACAAUGCUUGCAUUAAUAUUUUGGCGCUGUGAUUUACAAUGCAAGCAGCAGAGUAAAAGAGAGAAGAGGCAGCUCUCAGCAAUGUCAACUAGAAUUGGUUGACAAUGUGAAUGUUAAAUUAUUUAACAUGCUAAAGAAAAGUUAUUUGUUUAAGAAAACAGCCUGCUGAGUACCUUUGUAAAGGCAUAUUCUCAUAGAAUAGGUCUUUUGUCGGCUCAAACAUUCACUAUAUCGGCCGCCAUAUUGGCAAUCAGGGAAUUUUUCCCUUCUAAAAUCGGUAUCGGUGGGGCUCUAUUGCUAACUGUUACAUAUGCCUUACAAUUUUAAAUGAGCCGUGCCACAUAGUCUUCAUUUGUGUUACAGUGAGUUUACUCUGUAAAAGUGUCCAGAUGAUGUAAUUCUUUCUCAGUGAGAAGUUUAGGAUAAGGCUGGAGAUAGUUUUGUUACUGUCAACAAAUCCAAUGAAAAAACAGCUAAAGAAACACAAUGUGUCAAUCUAUUUGUUGAUAACUUGAUGACUUUCCUACCCUGUCUGUGGCUCCCAGCCCCUCCCAGUAAAGCCUUCACAGUUGGUCACAAAUACAUACUUUCACUUAAAAAAAAAAAAAGCUACUUUACUAAAACAGCUGGGCAUUGUAGUUUUUAGCAAACAUUACUCAAACAAGAGUAAAUAGUGCAUUUGUGUUUGGGGAUGUGGUGCUCUAUUGAGUAUUUCUGCCCAGUUUCACCCAGUGAAACAGUGUGGUUCAUUCUGUGUGUGUUGUGGCACAGAGAACAUUUAUCAGGCUUUAGACACACACACAUUACUCAUUAGUAAGAGACCGUUGGUUUUCUUGGAAUUUGUUGACAAUAAGAAGAAGACUGAAAAUAGCCAGACUGGUGGUUUUUAUGUUUUGGCCUAUUGAAAUCAUCUGUAGUUAACACUAGGCUGAAACACGAGCUUUCACAAAGCCAUUAAUUUGGAUUCAUGUCACUGUGGCAUUAUAAUCAAUUUGCAGAGACACUACAGGUGAUCAAUUCUGUUAAUUUCUUAUUGAAUUAUUUUUAAAAUCACAAUAAACACUGUCAGCUAAAGGACUGUAUGAAAAUUAUUGGGGUAGGGAGAAGGUCCAACUUCAUGUUUCACUUUUUAAGAAGCAAGACCUCUCCACAGCAUUUUUAAUGUUUUAUUUGGGUACCCUCCCCCCAAUAUCUUCAAAUAAUAUAAAAGUAUUGGUUCAACUCCAUUAAUAACUAACAAAGCAAAGAAUUAAGAAUUUAAGAUGGUGUACACUAAUCUUUACAUUUUAAGGGCUUAGUUAGGAUUUAGUGGCAUCUAGCAGAUUGCAACUCCCUCGCUGCACCCUCCCCUUCCAAGGGCGAUAGAGAAACUAUGGUGGCCGCAUGAAAGUUGCAAAACGGCCUAAAUGUUACAUACUUAAUAUGUUGAUGGAAUAAUAAUUUUCAGUAUUUUUGGAUUUGAUCCCCUUUUUUAUGUUUACAAUUAUUAUGCAAGGGGAAAUUGAAAAUAAAUACAAAUCUAUGGUGAGGGAAAAUCUAAAGAUUUCCCCAAAAAGUCAGAUAUAAGCAAUAAGAAAAAAUAUACAUAACCCUCCCCCUUUUUCUGACUGGCCUCGCUCCUUAAUAAUUUUCCUACAGUCCUCAAUGAGGAAGAAAAUGUUAUUGAUUUUUAAGUUUAAAUCUGAGUUUAUUUAGUUUUUUCCUGAAUUGUGGAUCUCUCCUUUUUGCAGCCUUGUUACUGGAUUUAACUUUUCUUCGAAAACUCUAAUGUCAAAGUGGUGAUUGUGCUUUAAUUCCCCGUUCGACCCCCCCGUGUAUUAAAGUCCUGUGUUAACUUUCACAAAAGGAAUUUGCACUAUUACAUCAUGAAUCAGUGUCUUUCGUUUAAAAGGGCUUUUGUGUUGCUUUAGGCAUAAUUGUCAUGUGUUUGAAAAGAGGAUCAUUGUAACUAUUUGUUUAUAAUUCUGUGCCAAUGUAAAAGCUACAGUUAUGUUUUUUUUCCCAGUUAAUCGUAUAAUCUAAACUAAAAAACUUGCCUCUGUUACAUCUUUUGCACAAUAUUUAUAUAAUGAAGAUAUUUUGGUAUUAAAUGGUAUUUUAUAUCAAACUGUA